Molecule: messenger RNA, 3932 nt
Organism: Pygocentrus nattereri (red-bellied piranha)
Lineage: Eukaryota; Metazoa; Chordata; Actinopteri; Characiformes; Serrasalmidae
Gene: trim2b
Product: tripartite motif containing 2b
Exons: 12
Coding region: 397-2403 (668 amino acids)
Biological process (GO): protein polyubiquitination; proteasome-mediated ubiquitin-dependent protein catabolic process; negative regulation of translation
Molecular function (GO): translation repressor activity; zinc ion binding; ubiquitin protein ligase activity
Source: RefSeq, a predicted model, not a curated record
GUCGCUGUAGUGCAUGAAGAGGAGGUGGAGGAGGAGGAGGAGGAGGAGGGGGGAAGUAGGGUGAUAGCUAGAAACGCGAAAGUGCGAAAACAGGCCUCCACCCCUCCUCUCAGGGAAAUGGGACUUGGUGUGAGGAUUAAGGCAGCGAGCCUCUGCAUCAUCUGCACCUUUGAUCCGAAGGAGCUAUGGAGAAAAGGGCCCAGUGUAAGAUGAGGGGAGAUUCUACUUGGCCGCUGCAGCUCUGUGUCUCUGGUGGAUUUGAUACACGUUCACAUCCUGGUACACCUGAACUGCUAAAGUUUGCGCAAACACACACUCUGAGCUUUGUAUCUUAAAGAUCUGUGUUUUCUGUCUGUGCUAGCUGUGGUAGUCUGUGCAGAUCCCUCCUCCAACCACAUGGAGGCGCAGCAAGGUUCUCCUGACACCAGCAGUGAGGAAUGUACUGUACUAGAGGCUCUGCCUGGCAAAGGAUCAGGACUACUUUGUUCUCAACACAAAGGAAAAGUUCCUGCAUUGUAUUGUUUGCCUUGUGAGCUUGCUGUGUGUGAGGAUUGUAUUGUGGAGCAGCAUGUGGACCACCCCACUGACUCAUUGAUGAAAAUUGUGGAUCAACAGUGCACAGCUUUGCAAGAAAGAUUGGAUGCAGCUAAGAACAGGCUGCCCCAGAUUAGAGGUGCGGCACAGGUGCUGAGGGACAUCCAACAGCAGCUGAGCUCUCAAAAAAACUCAAUAGAGGAGGAUAUCCACUCUUCCUUUAGUGAGCUACACAAGACUCUGGACACACGCAAGAGUGUCCUGCUUAUGGAGUUAGAGGUCACCUAUGGAUUGAAGCAGAAGGUUCUACAGGCUCAGUUAGACACACUGCUUAAAGAGGAAGCGGCCAUUAACAGUAACUGCAGCGUGACAGGAGAGGCCCUGGAUGGAGCUAGUGAGGCUGCUGUGUUGCAGACCCAUAAAGACUUUGGAGAGAGACUAAGUGAGCUGGCCAGUCAGGGUCUUCCCCUUCAGCCUGAGGAGAAUGACCAGCUGGAGCUCAUGAUGGAGGUUGAAGGCCUUCGUAAGUCCAUCCACAACCUGGGGGCCAUCAUCACCACUAAUGCUGUGGCCAGCCAGACUGAGGCUUGUGGUGAAGGCUUGGAGCAAAGUGUGGUGGGCCAGCCCACAUCUGUCAUCAUAACCACCAGGGACAAGUCAGGGGGCCUAUGCAAGACUGGCAAUGCCGUCAUCUCAGCAGAAAUCUUCACCCCGGACGGCAGCGUCACAGAUGGAGAGAUCCUGGACCACAAGAACGGAACCUACGAGUUCCUGUACACUUUGCACAAGGAGGGGGACUUUAGUUUGGCGCUGAGACUGUAUGACCAGCACAUCAAAGGAAGCCCCUUCAGAUUAAAGGCGACCAGUUCUCCCGAUGACUCUCCCCCGACCACCUCAGGAGCCAAUGCUGCCUCCACAGGUUCUAGCGAAGGAGGAGCAAGAAGACGCAGCGCCAAGUCUCCAGGUAGCAGGAGCCGGCAGAAAGGGAUGCGGAGAGGAGGAAGCUUGUUCAGCACCCCAAAGAAGAAGGUCAAUCCCAUUGAGGAUGAUCUUAUCUUUAGAAUCGGAACGAAAGGAAGAAAUAAAGGAGAGUUCACCAAUCUGCAAGGGGUAGCAGCCUCAUCAGACAGUAUCCUGAUCGCAGACAGUAAUAAUCAGUGUGUGCAGAUUUUCUCCAACCAGGGAGAGUUUCUUAGCCGAUUCGGUGUGCGGGGCCGGUCGCCAGGGCAGCUGCAGCGACCCACUGGUGUAGCUGUGCAUCCGAAUGGUGACAUCAUCAUUGCUGACUAUGACAACAAGUGGGUUAGCAUCUUCACCAGUGAUGGCAAAUACAAGGCGAAGCUGGGCUCCGGGAGGCUGAUGGGUCCAAAGGGCGUGUCUGUGGAUCAGAACGGUCAUGUUAUUGUAGUGGACAACAAAGCUUGCAUGGUGUUCAUCUUCCAGCCCAGUGGAAAACUAGUAACAAAGUUUGGCAGCAGAGGCAAUGGUGACAGGCAGUUUGCAGGUCCCCACUUUGCCGCAGUCAACAACAAUAAUGAAAUAAUUGUCACAGACUUUCAUAAUCACUCAGUAAAGGUGUUCAGUGCAGAAGGUGAGUUCCUGCUCAAGUUUGGCUCUAAUGGCGAGGGGAACGGUCAGUUCAAUGCUCCAACAGGCGUUGCGGUGGACGUUAAUGGGAACAUCAUUGUAGCGGACUGGGGAAAUAGCCGCAUACAGGUUUUUGAUGGCAGUGGCUCGUUUCUCUCCUACAUCAACACGGCAGCGGAUCCACUUUACGGGCCACAAGGUCUUGCCCUGACGUCUGAUGGCCAUGUUGUGGUGGCCGACUCUGGGAAUCAUUGUUUCAAAGUGUACCGUUACCUUCAGUGAUCCAGAAGGGCAAUGCUUCAUGGACACAACAGACAUUUGCACUUAAUUUGCAGAUAUAUAUGACCCUUUCUCCCUAUGUUAACUGCUUCCUCCUUGCUGGAAUGGGCUCCCGUGGCUUGGAUACAGUACCUUUCUUUGUUGUGACUUCUGUCUGAUGAAUACUUAGGAGGGCUAUGCCUUGUAAAGUUAAUUAGCAGAAUCUGGAUGCCUUUGCCAAAUACCUGCUGUAAUGUGGUGGUAUAGUUUUGCGCAGCAUAUGGUAGCACAUUGGUGAGUUGCGCAUGUUUUACCUUCACCUGCUGAGUCUGAAUUUUGCUCUAUAUUUACAAUCAACAUAAACACAGCUUUCAGUGACGGAUUCUUCUAACACUUUCCACCAUCGUCGUUCUUCAGAAGCAAUUACAUUAAAACCACUUGGUUAGACAAUAUCUGAAUAGGUUCUAGGUUCUUAGACUAUUCAAUGCAUAUAAGUCACCGAAGUUUACUUCAUGCUGUCAGUUAACCAUAACCGGUCCUGGUGUCCUUUCUGUACACAAGAAAUCUGUCCUAAGAAAUAUUCUGUCCACAUUCCACCUCUAGACUGUUCUUAUUUCGGAUUACAGACUCUUGCUAAUACAGUUAGUGCAACAAGUGACGCAGCAGAUGUAAAACCUAAAUUUGUGGUUCUUGGACAUGAAAAUAAAAUUUGUUUCAUGUCAACAUGCUAUGAAAGUGAAUGAGCCUAAACAUUGUCCCAUGCUACACUUUUAGGUCUACUUUAGCUCUUUAAUCAACAAAUAUUAGGCCUCUAUUUUUAUUUAAAGACUAUUUAAAAGGGAAAAAAAUCUCUAUAUUUAUGUAUUUAUCUUGAAUAACGUUUCAAAGUAAAGUGGAAAAAAAGUGGUCAGUUUUCACUAGUUUCCUGCAGUAUGUCUGUUAACUUUUUUUCUGUUUUGGCCAGUAGUUAACGUACUUAAGCUCCUCCAUUUAAUGUCAGGUUUGAUAUUGCUAGGCCAUUCAAUGUUUGACAAACCAUUUCUGGUGUAUAUGGUAGAUUUUCUUAGAGGCAUGUUUUGCGCACUAGUAAUGCUAGAAUAAUAGAGACAGGUUUAUCCAUCCAUGAUGCAUUUUUAUGGCAAUAGUAUUUCCAUGACUGUGUCAACGUAAAGGUAUCGUACUGGUCAUUCCAUUCUUUCUCUCACUUUAAAAUAUUAUGUUGCUUUCAGAUUUUGUUGAAGUUGAUUGUUUACUAUUGUAAAGAUUGUUUCUUUUGCACUGAAGAAAAAAAACAGUGGAUGAAUGUUGUUUAUUGGUUAAAUUAAGAUUUCACUUGAAUGUCCAUGUUCUGUACAAAAACGCCUUAACAUUUUUUUUUAAUCGAUGGAAAUGCCAGACACUAAAUUACUCAUUUCAUUUUUGUUGUUGAAGUAUGCUUGUUUACAGUUUAAAGUCAACCAAAUGCCUGCUUGGAUUUCUAAUGUUGGUAUCACCCUAUCAAUAAUAUCAUCAUGAUGCCGAAUAACAUUAAAAUAUUGACUGCAGAAAAUGUU